AUCUCAUGGCAAUUAGCAAAGAGCUUAAUUUUGAUCCACUAUUUUGAAGAUCAUCUUUCAAGCCUUCGCCCCCCAGUGGCCAAAGCCUUCUCUAUGUUUCAUACUCAAGUUUAUCUUAGUUAGGUGUGGGCCAGAAGCACACCGAGAGGGUUAUUUUAAAAAAUAAAAAAGAAAAUUGAGGAGGAAUUUUCAUGAAAGAAAAUAUGGAUAUUGAUCAUCCUUACCAGCUCAUAAAGGGAUUACCAAAAGGAGCACUAUCUGUAAAGUGUAAAAUUAUGUGGUUGAUGUAAAAAGAAGCUCCUUUCGCUGUAUAGAUUGUAUACCUUUUUUGAAAUUUAUACAACUGAUUGUUCAACUAUUGAUCUCCCAGAUGUUCAAACAGUUCAAUGAAGAACAGGAUGCAAGUAACAUGAAGAUUAGAAAUAAUGAAUCAGCAGAAAGCAGAGUUCAAAGCUUAAGGGUCACUGAAGAGGAAACAGCUAGGGUUUCAUCAUGUCAAUUAGGAGAUUUGAGUAGUAGGUUGUGCCACUGCUCACUGAAUUAUUUAAAACCAGUUGCUGUUAAGGAAGCCUAUCGACGCUUCUUAGAUAAUAAAGUAACUCAGUCCUCACCUUCCCCUGCACUCUGCUUUGUGAAGACAGUGCCUCAAGAUACACAAAAUUCUCAUAUUACAGCUUUUAAUUCAGGAGAUGGAUCCUCGACGUCAGAUAAUGAAUCAACUUCAUCAAAUACCGUUCGGGAUGUACAUAUUUCAAUGCGAUUGAUGGAGGAUUUUCUUGAUCUUGCUAAGGAAAAUACAGAAAAGGAUCUGGAAACUUGUGGUAUACUUGGUGCCUUCCUUGAGAAGGGAACCCUCUAUAUGACUACUCUAAUCAUACCAAAGCAGGAAUCAGCUUCUAAUUCUUGUCAAGCUACAAAUGAGGAGGAAGUUUUCAAAAUCCUAAAUGAAAGAUCACUUUAUCCUGUAGGAUGGAUCCAUACACAUCCUUCUCAGAGUUGUUUCAUGUCAUCGGUGGAUCUGCAUACUCAACACUCAUACCAGAUGAUGAUUCCUGAGGCGUUUGCUAUUGUUUUGGCACCAACUGAUACCUCAAGGAGCUGUGGACUAUUUCGCCUAACAGACCCUGAUGGAAUGGAGAUUCUGAAAAAUUGCCAGGAGAAAGGAUUCCAUCCACACAAAGAACCAGAUAAUGGGAACCCUGUGUAUGAACACUGCUCCAAUGUGUACAAAAACUCCAAUCUAAGGUUUGAAAUCUUUGAUUUACGCUAAAAUUCACUUUGAUAACAGCAUACUCUAUCCUAUGGCAAAUAUAUGAGUGUAAUUACAGUAAGCAUGUCGUAGGUAGUAGUUACUCAUCGGAAAGAAUAAUGUUGUACAGUUGUUGUAUUGUUUGGUUUAAUCAAUGCAAUGUAAUAAAUACGUUUGGUUCA
This is a messenger RNA of Lotus japonicus, 1431 nucleotides long. RefSeq names its product AMSH-like ubiquitin thioesterase 2. Bases 371 to 1270 code for a protein of 299 amino acids. The record is from RefSeq and is a predicted model, not a curated record. Lineage: Eukaryota; Viridiplantae; Streptophyta; Magnoliopsida; Fabales; Fabaceae. Gene Ontology annotation, cellular component: membrane; endosome. Gene Ontology annotation, molecular function: K63-linked deubiquitinase activity; protein binding; metal-dependent deubiquitinase activity. The transcript is spliced from 10 exons. Gene Ontology annotation, biological process: protein K63-linked deubiquitination.